AUGGCAGAGGGGGUUGUCGGCGUCCUUAUUCUGAAGCUUGGUUCAGCCUUGGUUUUAGAGGCUUGCAGGUUUGGCACAAAACGGCUCUACCAUGAAGCUUCAGCCCUUGGCAGGCUCUUUGUUGAGAUCCGUGAUAUCAAGGAGGAAUUGGAGAGCAUUCAAUCUUUCCUACAAGGAGCCGAGAGAUUCAAAGAUACUGACAACAACACUGCCAACUUUAUCAAGAAGAUUUGUGGCCUUGCUUUCGACAUUGAGGAUGUUAUCGAUGAGUUUAUCUACAAGAUGGAGGACCAGCAUGGUAGUUUUGCUGCAAAGAUGAAGCGCCGGAUUAAUCGUAUUUGGACAUGGCGACGCCUCACGUCCAAAUUGCAAGAGAUCAAACUAAAACUAGAGAACGUUGAUAAGAGAAAUGUUCGAUAUGACAUGAGAGGAAUUGCUAGAGAAGAUGGAAGCAGUGAUGCUCCUUAUAGAUCUACCGACCAGAUUUCUUACUUCCCCAAAGAGGAACAUCUUGUGGGCAUUGAUGAAAACAAGGAGUUGUUGAUGAAUUGGCUAAGGGGUGAUCUACAACAGCAAAGUGUAAUUACAACAGAAGACUUCGACAGUGCUGCAUGGAUAACUGUUUCAAAAGCUUACCAAGUGGAGGACUUACUGAAGCAGAUCAUCAGGGGAUUUCAGAAAAGUGAUUUGAAGGGUGAACUUCGUGUUGACAUUAUUGACAUGGAAAGGAGAAGCCUAGUUGAGAUCAUCCAUUAUUAUUUGCGUGGUAAAAGGUUUGUUUUAGUGCUAGAUGACGUCUGGGGCGUUGACAUCUGGUUCAAGAUAAGUGAUGCUUUUCCUACCAAUAGCACUAGCAGGUUUAUUAUCACAUCGAGGAUACAUCAAGUAGCAUUGCUGGCUAAUGGAAAUUGCAUAAUUGAGUUGAAGCCACUAGAGGCACACCAUUCAUGGGAGUUAUUUUGUAAAGAGGCCUUCUGGAAAAAUGAAAACAAAAUGUGUCCGCUGGAACUUAAUAAUUUGGCACAAAGAUUUGUUGAUAGGUGUAACGGGCUCCCCAUUGCCAUUGCAUGCAUAGGCCGUCGUUUGUCUUGCAGAAGCCCAACCUACUCUGAUUGGGAAAGCUUGUACAAGGAACUAGAGUUGCAGAUGACAAAUAAUGUGAUUCUUAAUGUUGUUGUUCUAAAGGUGCCUAAAAGCAUCAAAUACCUGACAGGCUUGCAAGCCUUGCGGCUUGUUGAGGCGAGCUCAGAGACUUUAUGUCAUCUUGGUGCUUUGACACAGUUGAGAACUUUUGCCAUCACCAAUGUGCAGAGGGAACAAUGUGCCGAUUUAUGCACUGUUAUAAUGAACAUGAACCAUCUUGUUAGCUUAGCAAUUAUGGCUAUAAGUGAGAAGGAAACACUUCAACUGGAAGAACUUUAUUUACCCCCAACUCUUUCAAAGCUUGAAUUAGGAGGGCAACUGGACAAGAAAGCAAUGCCCCGGAUUGUAUCAUCCUUUUCAGAUCUUGGUAACCUCACCUUAUUGACCUUAGCAUUCUCCAAACUUGAUGAAGACUCAUUUUCAUGCCUCUUGACGUUGCAUGGUCUAUGUGGGCUUUGGGUUGAUAAGGCUUAUGAAGGGAAGAGGCUUCACUUUAAUGCUACGUCUUUUCCAAAUCUUCGACAGCUUGCAAUAUCAGAUGCACCACAGCUCAACAGCGUUGUAAUCGAACGAAGCGCAUUGCAAAGCCUUGUUCAGAUAACACUUGUAGAUUGUCCAGAACUGAAGGCCCUCCCUGAUGGCAUUGAGCAUCUUAGAACACUUGAGAAAUUAUAUCUGCGAGGAGCAUUGAAGAGCUCACGGAGCUAUUUCAGUAAUGAAGAAACACACGAGUCCAAUGGGAAUCUUGAGAAGAUCGGUCAUAUCCGAAGGGUUACUGUUUAUCCAUGA
Molecule: messenger RNA, 1932 nt
Organism: Miscanthus lutarioriparius
Lineage: Eukaryota; Viridiplantae; Streptophyta; Magnoliopsida; Poales; Poaceae
Source: the annotation of a GenBank genome assembly